UUUGUAUGCUUCUCAUAGAAUAAUGUCUAAGUGUGUGAUUGUUGACACAGCAAAUUUGGAGUUCUUCCACACUCAAUUUGUCAUGUCUUCUUUUCUUUGUAUAAUUUAUCAGCAAAUACAGUUCAAACUCUUCCUUUGUUCACCUUUCAUUCUGUUUUUUGCUAUUACUAGUGACUUCUAAAAACUCAUAUAGCUUCAUGGGAAAUCAUGCACUUACUUACAAUAAAAUCAUGAUUCAUAUUUGGUUUGUUGCAUGGAUGUGCAUAACUCUAUGCAAUUCUCAACAACCUUAUGACAUUUCCAUUUGUACAUCAAAUGAAAUUUUUCCAGGUUCAAGAUACACAUGCAAUUCAACACAUGAUCUUCAUUCAUGCAAAACAUUCUUAGUCUAUAGAUCCAACCAAAACUUCAACACAAUUUCACAAAUUUCAAACCUCUUCAACAAAAACACUAAUGAAAUUCUUCAUAUAAACAACCUCACAUCUUCAUCUCAAGUACUCAAACAAGGUAAAGAGGUUCUUAUUCCUGUGGAAUGCACCUGUUCUGGCCAAUUUUAUCAGACCAAAGUCACCUACAAAGUUCUUGAAACUGCAACAACAUUUUCAAACAUUGCUUGUGAAGUUUUUGAAGGACUAGUAAAAAAUCUCACCUUGGCAGAGGAAAAUCAUCUUCAAGAGCCUAAAGUUGGUGAUUUGUUUGAUGUACCUCUUAGAUGUACAUGUCCUCAAAAUGACUCUAGUAUUAAAAGAGUAAAGUAUUUUCUAACAUAUCCUUUAAUACAAAAUGAUGAUUCAGAUAAACUUAGUAAAAAAUUUGGUUUCUCAACUCAAGAUUUCUUGGAAGCUAAUGAAUUGAAACCAUUUUCAACUAUUUAUCCCGACACAGUUGUUUUGAUUCCAUUAAGUGAUAAUGGUAAUGUUCCAAUCAAAAUAUUUGAUAUUCCUGAUUCACCUUCUCCACCUCCUGGUUUUCUUCCAACAAAUCCAUUGAAGCCACAAGAAUCAACACAACCAUCAAAUUUCUAUAUUGCAGGACCUAUUAUAGGUUUUUUGUUGUUGCUCAUAACAUUAGUUGCCAGUGGACUAUAUAUGAAAAAGUUGAGAAAAAAUGAUGAUGUUCAUUCCUUUAUUAAUCCAACAAACUCAACAACAACCUUAUGGUCUUCACCAAUGAGAACAUCUACAACUACUUCAUGUUUAUCACCUGAUUUUCUUGUUGGAUUGAAGUAUUGUUUGCUCAAUUACCAUAUAGAAGAAGUUGAAAAAGCUACAAACUUUUUUAGUGAUGAGAACAAGUUUGGUGAUUUUGUUUAUAAGGGUAUGAUUAAUGAUAUUGAUGUGAUGGUAAAGAGGUUGAGAUUUGAAGAAACUAGUGAGGUAAUUGAUUUACAUUCAAGAAUCAAUCACAUUAAUAUUGUGAAUUUACUUGGUGUUUGUUAUGGUGAGAGCAUUAAUGUUUCAAUGUGUUACUUAGUUUUUGAGUUACCUAAAAAUGGUUGCUUAAGGGAUUGUUUAAUUGAUCCAUGCAAUUCAUUAAAUUGGUUUAGAAGGAUACAAAUAGUUUUUGACAUAGCAACAUGUCUAUACUAUUUACAUUAUUGUUCUUUUCCUUCCUAUGCUCAUAUGAAUGUGAAUAGUAGAAAUAUAUUCAUAACAGAAAAUUGGAGAGGAAAAUUGGCUGAUGUUGGUGGGGUUUCUAACAAUAUUAAUUUGCAUGGAUCAGUUUCACAAAAAGUUGAUAUUUUUUCAUUUGGGGUUGUUUUGCUUGAGUUGAUAUCAGGAAGAGAAAAGUUUGAUGGAAAAUCAAUUAAAGAUUGUAUUGGUUUUUUGUUGGGGGAAGGUAGUGAUCAAGGUGGUUGUUUUGAAGGAUUGAGGAGUUUUAUGGAUCCAAAUUUGAAGGAUUAUUCACUUCCACAGGCUCUGUGUUUGUGUUUUUUGGCUAAGGAUUGUGUGAAAGAUGAUCCAUUGCAUAGGCCAACUAUGGAUGAUAUCAUGAAGGUGCUUGCAAAAAUGGUUUAGGUAAAAUUAUGGUAAUCAUGAAACUUCAUUGUAAGAAAUAUUUAUUCAUGAGAAAUAGUUUCACAAUCAUUCAUUAGUAUUAGUAUUGACAAAACUUUAUAAUUGAGUCAUUGUUAAACAAUUUGAUGGAAUAAAAAUCUUCUCUGUUUUUCUAAAAAAAAAA
Molecule: messenger RNA, 2181 nt
Organism: Cicer arietinum (chickpea)
Lineage: Eukaryota; Viridiplantae; Streptophyta; Magnoliopsida; Fabales; Fabaceae
Product: protein LYK5-like
Biological process (GO): protein phosphorylation
Molecular function (GO): protein kinase activity; ATP binding
Source: RefSeq, a predicted model, not a curated record